UAUUACGAAGAUUUUUCGUCAGUUUUUUUAAAAAAAAAGAAAAUAGAAAUACGAAAAUUAAGAUUGUCUGGAUAAGACUGCCAUGUUUUUGCCCCACUGUUUUAUCAAAGCGAAUGUACAUUUUAUAAAAAGUGUAGCUCAUGUUAAAUUGGGUAGUAACAACGUUGUCUUCUUUCGGCCACUAUCGUCAAAAAUUUGCCAGUCAUUGAGUAAUUCUACGUUCUCAUUUCUUAAAACAUCCAGGAUUUCUUCCGCAGGAAUGUUGAAAAUAAAGGUUGGACCUGUAGUUGAUAUUUUAGGUGAUGAAAUGACAAGAAUCAUUUGGGAUUCUAUUAAGGAAAAACUUAUUUUACCAUUCUUAGAUAUAGAACUGCAUACUUAUGAUUUGGGUAUUCAAAAUCGAGAUGCCACCAACGACAAUGUAACUGUAGAAUGUGCAGAGGCCAUUAAAAAGUAUAAUGUAGGAAUCAAAUGUGCUACUAUUACUCCAGAUGAAAAUAGAGUAAAAGAAUUUAAUUUGAAGCAAAUGUGGAAAAGUCCAAAUGGUACUAUUAGAAAUAUCUUAGGUGGUACAGUUUUCCGUGAACCUAUUAUUUGUAAAAACAUACCAAAAUUAAUAACCAGUUGGAUUCAACCAAUUAUAAUUGGUAGACAUGCUCAUGCAGAUCAAUAUAAAGCUACAGAUUUCAUAGUACCUGGACCAGGCAAACUUGAAAUUAUAUGGACUGGAGAUAAUGGAGAAAAGAUUCAACAUAUGGUUCAUAAUUUCAAGUCAUCUGGAAUUGCACAAGCUCAAUAUAAUACAGAUGAGAGUAUCUAUGCCUUUGCCCACAGUUCUUUUCAAUAUGCUUUAUCAAAGAACUAUCCUUUAUAUCUUUCCACAAAGAAUACAAUUCUUAAACAAUAUGAUGGCAGAUUUAAGAAUAUUUUCCAAGAAGUAUAUAAUAAAGAAUAUAAAGCACAAUUUGAAGACAAAAACAUUUGGUAUGAACAUCGUCUAAUAGAUGAUAUGGUAGCAUAUGCAAUAAAAUCAGAGGGUGGUUUUGUAUGGUCUUGUAAAAAUUAUGAUGGUGAUGUUCAAUCUGAUUCUGUAGCACAGGGAUUUGGAUCUUUAGGUCUAAUGACCUCAGUCUUAGUUUGUCCAGAUGGACGUACUUUGGAAGCAGAAGCUGCUCAUGGUACAGUUACAAGACACUAUCGUCAAUAUCAACAAGGAAAAGAAACUUCAACAAAUCCUAUUGCUUCUAUAUUUGCAUGGACAAGAGGUUUACUUCAUCGUGCAAAAUUAGACAAUAAUCAAGAGCUCAAAAAGUUUGCAGAAACUUUAGAAGCAGUCUGUAUCAAUACUGUUGAAUCAGGUUUCAUGACAAAAGAUCUUGCAAUUUGUAUCAAAGGCGUAAAUAAUAUUACUAGAUCUGAUUACUUAGAAACAUUUGAAUUUAUGAAUAAACUAGCAGACAAUUUGCACAAGCAAUUAAAAUGACGAGAAUAUGAUUUUUCUAAUAAAAUGCUAUCAAAGUAUUAAUUAUAU
This is a messenger RNA of Eufriesea mexicana, 1531 nucleotides long. It is a transcript of the gene Idh, whose product is annotated as isocitrate dehydrogenase [NADP] cytoplasmic. NCBI's taxonomy places the organism in Eukaryota, Metazoa, Arthropoda, Insecta, Hymenoptera, Apidae. Gene Ontology annotation, molecular function: NAD binding; isocitrate dehydrogenase (NADP+) activity; magnesium ion binding. Bases 83 to 1483 code for a protein of 466 amino acids. Gene Ontology annotation, biological process: NADP+ metabolic process; isocitrate metabolic process. The record is from RefSeq and is a predicted model, not a curated record. The transcript is spliced from 2 exons. Gene Ontology annotation, cellular component: cytosol; mitochondrion; peroxisome.